GUUUUCUUCAGACGUUGCAUUUCUUUCAUCAAAAUGUAACCACUAAGCUCUCCGCCUCGGAAACAACCUUUCUUGUAUGCUCUGCUGAGUGACGUAGCGGCGUCAUGACGCAGGAAUCAUUUGAACCGGAUCUUUCGAACCGAUUCUUUGAAACGAACAUUUAAAAAAAAAAAAACAGUUCGGAAAAGAGUCGGAUUCCCAAACACCGAACGAGCAUAGCAAGCGACGGACAGAUAUGGUGAAAAGGUGCGUUUUGGGUUGUUAUCCGCACAAAACCUUGUUCCCUUUCCCCAAGCUGCCGUGGUUGCGAGCCCGCUGGCUUGAAUUUUUGCAUUUUGAGGAAGGAGGAAUAUCGGAGAGCUCGCGGUUGUGUGCGAAGCAUUUCGCCCCAGAAUGCUUCACAAACUUACAGCAGUACGAAAUGGGUUUUGCUGACUUUCUUAGCUUGAUAGAUAUGGCUGUUCCGACAAUAUACACCGUUGGUCCGGCACCGAGUGUGAAGCCAGUAACACGCGAGGUAGGCUGCCAAUGUAAUGCUCCGAUUCUAAAGAGCGUUGCGGUCCAAGCAGUACGCACCCAGAAAAAGCCAAAACGGAGAAGUAAAGCCAUUCAAGUGAGACCACUUUUGAGUCAUUGUGCUAGUGUGUCCUGCUCUGAUGAGGAUUUUCCCGUCAAAUCUGAAUCUUCAUUUACAUUAACACCAAUUAAAAGGCCACGCAUGGAGGAUUCCCCUGAGGGGUCGCCAUACAGCUCAGAAGAACCAACAGAUGACAUCCAUGUGCCUAAUAUAAUUAAAGAAGAUGACAUAAAAUACUCCUAAUUUCAGCUCGCUGUGUGUAUAAAAGACUCCUGUCCAUAGAAUCUGUAUCUUCCAUUCCAACCUCUCCACUACCAUGGGCAAGACCAAAGAGCUGUCAAAGGACAUCAGGGACAAGAUUGUAGACCUGCACAAGGCUGUAAUGGGCUACAAGACCAUCAGCAAGAAGCUUGGUGGGAAGGAGACAACUGUUGGUGAAAUUAUUCAGAAAUGUAAAACAACCGUCAGUCAGCCUUGGUCUGGAGCUCCGUGCAAGAUCUUGCCUCAUGGGGUAAGGAUGAUCAUGAGAAAGGUGAGGGAUCAGCCCCGAACUACACGGGAGGAGCUUGUUAAUGUGCAGUUGGGACCACAAUCAACAAGCAAAACAUUGGUAACACUACACCGCAAUGGAUUGAAAUCCUGCAGUGCCCGCAAAGUCCCUCUGCUCAAGAAGUCACAUGUACAGGCCCAUCUGAAGUUUGCCAAUGAACAUCUAAAUAAUUCAGAGAAGGCUUGGGAGAAUGUGCUGUGGUCAGAUGAGACCAAAAUUUAGCUCUUUGGCAUCAACUCGACUCGUCGUGUUUGGAGGAAGAGAAAUGCUGACUAUCACCCCAUGAACACCAUCCCUAUAAUCAAGCGAGGUGGAAACAUAAUGCUUUGGGGCUGUUUUUCUGCUAAGGGUACAGGAUGACUUUACCACAUUGAGGAGCAAAUGGACAGGGCCAUGUACUGUAAAAACUUGGACGAGAACCUCAGCAAGAACACUGAAGAUGGCUCAUGGAUGGGUCUUCCAGCAUGACAGUGACCCGAAACAUACCGCCAAGGCAACAAAGGAGUGGCUCAAGAAGCAGCACAUUAAGGUCAUGGAGUGGCCUAGCCAGUCUCCAGAACUUAAUCCUAUAGAAAAUCUGUGGAGGGAGCUGAAACUUCGAGUUUCCAAGAGACAGCUAAGAAACCUUAAUGAUUUAGAGAGAAUCUGUAAAGAGGAGUGGACCAAAAUCCCUCCUGAGAUGUGUGCAAACCUGGUGACCAGCUACAAGAAACGUCUGACCUCUUUGCUUGCCAACAAGGUUUUCUGCACCAAGUACCAUGUCAAGUUUUAUUUGACUUACUAAAAUGUAAAUAUUUUUUUAACAUUUGUAUGCUGCUUUUUUCAGUUUUUAUUUUAAUUUUUUAUAUUCUGUCUCUAUCAGCUAAAAUAAACCUACCAUAAAGAUUUUUUUUUUAAGUGGGCAAGCUUACAAAAUCAGCAGGGGAUCAAAUAAUUAUUUUAAGCAUUCUUUUGCUGAUAAAAUAUUUAUGUAAAAAAAAGCUGUGUAAGAGAAGUUACACAUAAAAUAACAUACAAAUAGCCAUUUUUACACCGUUUAUUGAAAAAGCAUACACAAGUUCAUAAUCUGUCAGUAAUUCUUAAUCAUCUAAUAUUGUUUAGUAUUUAACACCCCUCUCCACAUCCAAUUUGUUUCAUUCUCCAACUGAAACCAAGAUUGCUCUGUAAUAAUAGUCAGAAUCAAACCCGAAGAGAAAGGCAGUUAUAUUUCCACCAAGACAAAAUCCUUAUCAGUAACCUUGUUCAUUCAGAAGGCCUGGUUUCAAUUCAUCCCUGUAAAACACAAACACAUACCAUGUGCAAACAGUACUCCCACAAACUUGGUCCAUUAAAUAUCAGUUUGACAAUACAAGUGAUAAAACAACUGGUCCUGUACUCCCAAUUACAUUCACUCCAACUCUAAACCUACAGGCAUCUUCCUCUUCACAUUAUAUCCAUUUUCAGAAUAAAGAUUACAAAGACUAAUUUGACAUUUUUGCAGAGAAUGCAUGGUGCAAAUGCAUCGUUCUCCAAGGAUCUGUGCUUUUGUGUUGGAAUAAAAUCAAAUGCUCCAUAGAGCAGAAAAGUGUGAGGGUGGAUGAGAAAGCAUUUGGAAGAAAGGCCUGCUGGUUUAGGGUUUAGAAUUUGACAGUGUCUGAGUAUAUAGAGGCAACAGGGAAUGCUUAAAACAUACAAAACUUGAAGGUAAUACCGCAUAAAAAGAUACCACAAUGUAACGCCAAACUGUGCAAGAAGUUACAGAAGCAUCCGCACCAGAGCAUCUACCCUGCAAUGAGUAGCAAUACAGAAACAACGUUUAAAGACAGUUCACCCAAAAAUGAAAAGCAUCGUGCACUCUCCAUCAUGUUGAUCAAAAACUGUGACGUUUGUUCUUCUGUGAGAAACAAAAAAUAUUUUUUGAUAUUCUGAUUUGAUUUUUUGUCCAUACAAUGGAAGUCAGUGGGGUCCAAUGAUUUUUGGACCUCAAUGUUCUUAACGUUCUACAGAAGAAUGAAAGUCAUACAGGUUUGGAACGACAUGAGGGCAAGUAAAUGACUGAAUUUUCAUUUUAAGAGGCCAUACAAACAACAAUUAAAACAACAAAUAAAUACAGGGAAAAUGAGUGCUAGAACACAGUGACACUGAUUUGAGGCAGAUACACUUUGAAAAGCCAAACAGUCAGACAAGCCAUCCCUGGAUUUACGUACCUUCUCAGAAUGUCUGCUGCCAAAUGGUUAAAACCAUACACUGCAAGCAGACUGUACCAACUGUAUUGUAAUUCUCUCAUAACACUGCUGACCAGUGUUAUUCUGUAACAUUUAUCAGCACAAUUUCCUCACAGCUGACACGCACAAAACUUUCUGCAGCAGCUACACUCACAAACGUGCUUUGGAACCAACAGAGUGACCUUGAACGUUCGCCCAAGUCAGUGUGUUCAAUCACAUGCAUAUGGUUAAAGGUACUUAUGUCAGAGGAACAACAUCAGUAUGUUAUUUGAAUUGCUUUGUUCAGUUUAAAGGCUGGAUAGAUGCAAGGAGAUGUAGUGUGUUGUAUAUCCACUGGAGAAUCACAUUCUUUAAGCAUGGCAAAGCAGCCGCAGAAGAGAAUUAUGAAUGUGCACAAAAAAACCUUGACAGACUGAAAAUAUUAUGUUUUACCCUUUGACACAGGGUAGCAAAAAUCUUUCUAGUGCUGUCCAGAGGCUUUUCUCGUGUAUGUCUACCCCCUAAUCAUAGGUCGAGUUAGUCUUCAUGCCCUCACUUUCUGAUCCAUGUUCAGGUAAAUGAGGUGGGGUCAUGAGAAUGAGAGAGGCCUCAAGUCUAAAUUGAUUUGAAUUCAAACUGGAAUACCAAGCCGGUGCUUCUUUUUCUUAACAGGCUUGAGCCCUGUGAGUCUUCGUACAUCGUCGUCACCAUCUGAAUCCUCCAUUUCGUCAUCUGCAGAGAACAGAAUCUGACCAGCACAGAAGGAAGAGGGCAAAGAAAGACGGUGUUCAACUAAUCUUUUUUUUUUUUAAACAAACAGGUGAUAACUGAAAACAUGUCAUCCUAAAAGUGGAAUACACCUCUUAAACCUAAAUAAGGUAAUAUUCUCCAUUACAUUCUGACUGAGCUGCUCAUCCCUUUACAAGUGAGAAAGAUGGACUAUGAUCACUUGACUAAAACAUCUGACAUGUCAACGAAUUAGUAUUUGACACCGAUAUCGUGUGGAUGGAAAUGCUACACUCGAGAUGACUGAACUCACUGUUCCCUCCUCAAAUGACUUGCCUUGUCUCAAAUCUAGCACUAGCACAGGAUAUACAUGUAUUCAUGAGAUGUUAUUGGGUCAAACAUCAUAUAAAUACAGAAAUAUUAGUAGCAUGUUAGCAAACCACAUACACUGUGUUCUAUUCAUCCUAAAAAAAAACUGUCUUCCACUGAAAAUCAAGUUUGACCAGAGUUCAUUACUGGAUGUUUUGUUAAACAGAACAGUCUGUGCAGCCUUUUCUUUAAGGCAUACCUGCUUUGUAAAAUAAUAAACUCACUGACUUAUCAUGGUUAUACACACUUCAGGUCUGAAGUGUUGGGAAAUAUUAAGGAGCUGUCAUGCACAUGUAAUGGUCAUGCAUUUGUACUAAGGAAAAAGGGGGAUGUCCCAUCUAGGACCUGGGUAGAGGGAUGGUUUUGAAUUUAACACUGUAGGUCAAAGGAAAGCCCAAAAUAUGAAUUCUGCCAUUUAAAGAUGUUCAAGGAGCAGCAAGAGUGUCUUGCCAAAGCAAGUCUGUUUGGAUUCAGAUCUCAAAUGUUUAGACUUUGUUGAUUGUUUUGAUAAGUGUUUUAUACAUUCCAUAAACUAAUAAAUGUUAUUUAUGUAAUCAUUUAUGUCAUCAGUUAUGAUUUUGUUUAAUGGAAAUAGGUUUUAUUCUGUGGUUUAAACAUGCAAAUCAUUUCAUUUCCAAUAAAAAUGUUAACAUUACAA
Messenger RNA from Onychostoma macrolepis, 5063 nucleotides. Its product is annotated as THAP domain-containing protein 10. The coding region runs from base 236 to 820 and encodes 194 amino acids. The record is from RefSeq and is a predicted model, not a curated record. The transcript has 4 exons. Lineage: Eukaryota; Metazoa; Chordata; Actinopteri; Cypriniformes; Cyprinidae.